This is a messenger RNA of Tetrahymena thermophila SB210, 3444 nucleotides long. RefSeq lists its product as hypothetical. Lineage: Eukaryota; Ciliophora; Oligohymenophorea; Hymenostomatida; Tetrahymenidae. The record is from RefSeq and is a predicted model, not a curated record. The transcript has a single exon.
AUGAAUCAAAUAAUAAAUGAUAAUACAAAGCAUGAGAAAUUAUAAAAUUAAAGUAAAUAUAACAUAUCAAUCCAAAAAAUAACUUUGAAUGGUGAUGAAACUGGUAAAACAACUCUGUUUAGUUAUAAUAAUUAAAAAACUGCUAAUACAAUUAGUAUAUCGUCUUAUAACUAGGGCUCUAAGAGUAGCCUCGAAGGUAAGAGCUCUAUAGCGAAUUAAUCAAUAACACCUAAAGACUAUUCAAAUGAUAAUAUAAAAUGCAUUAGCAACUAAGCUACAUUUUCUUAAGCUAUUGCUAACUAAUCUAAGUAAGGCUCCUGUUUUGAAAUUUAGCAGAUGUAAAAAAAGUCUAAUUCUUACAUAGAUGAGUUAGAUUAAUUAGAAAGCGAUUCUGUGUAGGAGAGAGACUAUAAUAAUAGCUAAACUGAUGAUUUAGAAAGUAGCUAAGAUAGUUUCAUUCAUAAUGUUUGGUAGAAUGCUGAUGAUGACUUAAUUUUACGUGGAGUAGACGUUGAAAGUUGGAGAGAUAAACAAGGAAAUCCUUUUAAUAUUUUUAAUUUAUAUAAAGCAAGAAGUGGUUAGUUUAAAACUAAUAGAUAAAAUUUAUCAAACCAGCUUGUAUGCAAGAGCAUUUAAAGGCUCUAUAAUUCUUACAGCAAAGAGAGGUGCUUGUAAGAAUAGUUUUAGGGUAUCAAUAAAUCAGACAAAUUAAAUAGCUCAUCUAACUCUCCUAGUAAACGAAAAAAUGUAAUUACUUUCUCAGAAUUCCUCUAAAUAAACCCUUUUAAGGAUAUGAAUGAUUACACAUAAAGCGGAUACAAUAACAUAGUAUUUGAUAGGUUUAAAGAAUAUUACUAAAAGUAUAGAGCAACUCAAAUGAAGAAAUACAAUUAUUCUCCAGAAAGGUUAGAAAAGUAGAAAUCUGUUUCAUAAAAUAUGAUUUCUGCAAAUGAUUUAGAAGCUAAUAAAACCAUAUUUGGUGGCAAAUUUGUUAGGUCUAAGACUAAAAAGCGUACUGUUGAUGUAUUUAAUUCUCCAGAGUCAAAACCUACACAAGUUUUUCCUUAAAAUUAAAAUAAAUUUUAAUUGAAUAAUACAUAAAAAACAAAAUUCCAUAGCUCAAAUGAUUUAGAUUUGAAGUGCGAAUUUGAUAAUGAAAAAGAUAAGAAAUAAAUCAAUACUACAACAAUAAAAAAUCAAAGCUAAUUAAUUUAGAAAUAGUCAAUCUAAUAUUCGUAAAAUAAUAUUCUACCUAUUUAAUAGUUAGCUGCAUAACAAAAUCAAAAUUUGAUUAACAAAAUUUUUAAAGAGUAUUCAGAAUAGCAAGUUUCUAACGAAGACAAGUUGAGUAACACUCAGCAAAAAUUUCCAGAGAUAUAAAAUUAAACACAUGUUGAUUAUUUAGAUGGAUUACCUUUGAACACUUUAAAACAUAAAAUUGAAACUAUGCAAAAAUUAGUUGAUUAGCAAAAAUAAAAAUUACUGCAGCAAAAAUAGUAAGAAUAUUAUAGAUAAAAUUAAAUUUAUGAGGAGAUACUUGCACCGUUAAAAGAAGAAAGAGGUAUUGAAUAAUUACAAGUUACUCAAAAAUAAAUAAGUAUUGCUUAACGCAAUUCCUUUAAUAAAUCUAAAUCUUAGGAAGAAUUGUAGUAAACACCACUAAUUAAUUUAGAGAUUGAUAGUAAUAACAAAUAUUAAAAAUCCAGAUAAUUUAAUUAAUCUAAAAGCUAUUUAAAUGAAAAUUUAUGCGUUUCUCCUUAGAGAAAAUCCUCAGGAAGGCUUUCUAAUAAGUCUCCAAUAAACUAUAAGGUCUAGAUUAAGCAAUUUACAUCUAAUACUAAGUAAUAGGCUGAAGCAACAAAGGUCUUUUAAAAAGAGGAAAUCAAUUAUAAUGAAUCUUAAAAAAGUCAAAAUUUUGAAAGUCCUUUGAAGAAAUAAGCUUAAGAAAAAGGAUUAUCACCUUUAUAUGAUAAAUUUAUAAAUUCUCAAUAGAUUAAUAAAACUUAAAAUUUGAAGUAGCAGUAAGAAAAAGAAUAACAAAUACACCAGGAAGGAAAUCAGUUUUUUAAACAGUAGUAAAGUAGCUAGCUUUUAGAUAGAAAGUAGAAUUUAAAAAACUAAUUAUUACAAACUUUUAAUACACAAAGAUCAUCGCAAGAAUUUAUAACUGAUAAAGCCUUUCAAAAUCAAAGAUAACCUACUAACUUAAUCUAAACAUAAUAAUUUUUGUUAAAGUAAAGCUUGAAGCCUUAAAUUAUAAAUUACAAUUUCUAAAAUUAAUAACUUUAACCUAAUUCUGGCAAAUAAAUAGAAGAUGUUAGUACAAAAAAUGUUUAAGAAGGUCUGUAAAAUGCUAGUAAUUUAAAUUAAUAAAACAACUAAUAGCAGGAUUUUAGUAAAUAUUAUAAUAGUUACAUUCAUAGAGAUAGCAAAUAAUAUCAAUAACUUAAUAGUAAUAAAGUUUUGAAUGUUAGCAUUGACACUACUCCUCCUGCUAACAUUUCAACUUAAGAUUAAUCUCCCCUUUUCUUCUUAAAUAAAAAUAAGUAAUAAAUGUCUUUAAAUAAAAAUUAAACUUAAAGGAUUAUUCAAAAGAUUUAUAAUAAUAAUAAUCUUAGCUAAAAUAUUUAAAAUUCUUUAACUUAAAUUACGUAAGAGCAACCUAAAGCUAAAUAAAAUGAAAAUUAAUUAUCACAAGGUAAUCUGCAAAACAAAGAAAGUAAAAUACAGACAAUAAACAAUUACUACAUCCCUCUAUAAACUGAUUAAAGCAGGCUCUAUAAAGAUAAUUCAAAUUUUAGUAUAUCUACUACAAAUAUAAGCAACACUAAUUAAACAUAAAGCAACAGAGAAAGAUAAAUAAACGAAUAAAAAUAGCUAAAAAAUAAUAUCUCUAAAAGCUACUUCAAAAAUACAAUUUAAAAAUUUAAUUUUAGUUAUGACUUUAACACUCCAAAAAUUAAAACAAAUGAUAUUUCAUAGCUAGAAAAUGCAAAUUAAAGCUUAAAUAGUGUUGAAUAAUUAUCUCCUUUAAAGAAAAGAAUGAUAAAAGAAGAUAUGCUCUUAAAUAAGCAGUCUUCUAAUUUAGUAGUUAAUUAGAUAGACAACAAUAAUAGUAACCAAAAAAUAAAUUAACGAAGUGAAUUGAGAAUAUUGGAGCCGAACAAUAAUUUAGCAGAAAUAAAAGAGUAAUAAAACGAUCCAUAAUAAUUUUUGUUAAAGUAAAUACCAAGCAUUAUAAGUAAAACAAAUAGAUAAUAAAGCUAAUUCUAAAUUGAAAAAAAAUAAUUAGCCUAAGAUUUCAAAAAUACUUAAAGUAACAAUAGUUUGUUAAUUAAAAGUGGAUUUCAAUCAACAAGUGCAAAUAACUUUUUGUAAGAAAAAAGAGAUCAUUUUUAAAAAACACUUCAAGCUAUAUAUAAUAACAAAACCUUUAAUAAAUGA